This is a messenger RNA of Polistes dominula (European paper wasp), 1563 nucleotides long. RefSeq names its product 5' nucleotidase A (gene Nt5a). Gene Ontology annotation, molecular function: 5'-nucleotidase activity. The record is from RefSeq and is a predicted model, not a curated record. NCBI's taxonomy places the organism in Eukaryota, Metazoa, Arthropoda, Insecta, Hymenoptera, Vespidae.
UAUGUUAAAAAAUGUUCAUUUUUAUCAUAAAUUGAUAAAUGUACAAUUUCAAUCGUUUACAAAUAAUUUGACAUACGACAGGAUUAUAAAGCAACAUUUGUUUUCUUUGAAAACAUUUCUAACAUUUAAUUCUAUAUCCAAAUCAAAUAUGAGUGUGUUCAAAAUAUCUGAUUAUGAUUGUAUCGGUUUUGAUUUGGAUAAUACACUUUUAAAAUAUAAUAUAACAAAUUUAGUACAUUUGGAAUAUGAAAUAUUAGCUAAUUAUUUAGUGAGAGAAAAAGGAUAUAAUAAAAAAUAUUUGUUAAAACCAUUGAACGACAAGGAUCUUGAUUUUAUGCAAAAGGGUUUAUUCCUAGACUUUGAUAGAGGAAAUAUACUUAGAAUAAGUCCAGAUGGUAAAAUUCAAAGAGCUUGUCAUGGUACUAAAUUAAUGACUAUUGAACAAAUUCAAGAAAUAUAUCCUGAACAACGAUGGAACAUAAUGGAUAUAUUUUCCAACGAUAUGCUUGCUACUUGGAAUGAACCGUUGUCUAUGAAAAUGCGAGCUCUUUUAGAUUAUUUUGAUAUACCAUCUUCUCUUAUUUUUGCUAGAGCAGUAGAUACGUUAGAUGAAGAAAAUGGUAAACUAUUAGAUGUAUAUAAUAUAUGGCCAGAUAUGUUAAGCGGUUUAAUUUGGAUGUACGAUAUUAAACAAUUUGAAUUAGACGAGGGUGAAUUUUUUCCUGCGUUAAAAAAACAUCCGGACAAAUAUUUACACAAAUGUAAACCCGAUACGAUAUCCUGGAUUCAAGAGAUGAAAAAUAAUAAGAUAACUUUCUUGAUUACUGGAUCGUAUAUUGAUUUUGUUGAAUUAACUGCAACUUAUGCACUUGGUGAAAAUUGGAGAUCAUUGUUUGACAUUGUCAUUUGUUAUGCCAAAAAACCAGGAUUUUUCAUAAAGGAACAACCCUUUAUGACUAUAGCGAAUAAUAAAGAAAAUAAUAUUAUAUCAUGUGACGAAUUAGUAAGAGGCAGUGUAUACAGUUAUGGCAAUUGGAACGGUCUUGUUAAAUUUUUUAGUAGAAUAUCAGGCAAACAAAAUCCACGUUGCGUAUAUAUUGGAGAUAAUCUUAUACAAGAUGUUUAUGUACCAAAAGAAUAUGGUAAUUGUGAUACGAUAGCACUCGUAGAAGAACAAAUGUCUGAAGGCAUGAUUCAUCAAUUUUUAUCACAUCCAGAUGACAAAAUCUUAAAUUCAACAAUAUGGGGAUCUUAUUUUUGUUUAAAGGAUACGGCACUUAAUGUAGAUUCCUUUUGGGGUCACAUCAUUAAAAAUCAUUCAAAAAUAUGUAUACCUAAUUUAGAUUUGAUUACAAAAAAAGAUGCUCCAAAGUAUUUUACACAUUUUAAUAAAGAUAAGAAAGAUUAUAGUGGAUAUUAUCCUGCUUUACCAUUAAGUAUAUCAAUUUCUUAAUGUAUCCAAUAUACUUGGAUAAUUUGCAAAUUUAAUAAUAAUAAUAGGUACGGAUUAUACCAGCUAUCAAGGAUCAAUUACAGCAAUUAAGAGAACGCAAAAGCAAAAAG